GGUCUGAACAAGGUGCUGCUCGGUGGGUUCCUGGACCCCCGAGGUGCGACAAUUGCGAGUCUCAGCUCCUUGGCCGAUGAAGAGACUUACCUCUGGGAGCUGGAGGAGAGGAUUUCUUGCCUCCCACAUCCAGGACCCCAAGGGCUGUGGAGGAAAACAGCAUUGGAUGCUUAUUGCUCAGAUUGAGAGUGAAAAACCAGUGGAAAAGGUUGAUGGCAGAAGUUUGACGAUGCAAACACUGGAAUUGGUGACCUUCAAUGAUGUAGCUAUAGACUUUGAUGCAGAGGAGUGGGCCUUGAUGGACACAACCCAGAGAAACAUAUUCAGAGAUGUUAUGCUGGAGAGUAUCAAUCAUCUGAUGUCAGUGGGGUAUCAGCUCUGCAAAUCUGAAGUGGUUUCCCAGCUGGAACAAGGAGAAGAACUGUGGAGGGAAGGAUUAGGAUUCCUUCAAGGACAGAGUACAAGCAGACAAAAUGAGCCCAGAAAAGAAGAACUGAUAAACAUGCCAUGUAUCUGUGAUAAGGACAAAUAUACUAUUCCGUUAAAGCAGAUUUCUAACAUUGGAGAGGAUCCCUUUGAAAGUAAUGAUUUGGGAAAAGAUUUAAUUCACUGCACAUUGUCUGACAUGGAAACAAACCCCUAUGUAAAUGAACAAUUUCAGAAAGCUAUCAAUUCCCAGUCAUUCUUUAGUAGACAUAAGCAAAUUCAGUAUGGAAAUAACCACAUUGUUCCACAUGUCUGCCAUCUAUGUGGGAAAUCCUUCCGUCGAUGUCAUUCCCUUAAGGAACAUGAGAGAAGUCACACUGGGGAGAAACCAUAUAUCUGCCAUCUAUGUGGGAAAUCCUUCAGUCGAUGUCGUAACCUUAAGGAACAUGAGAGAGGUCACACUGGGGAGAAACCAUACAUCUGCCAUGUAUGUGAGAAAUCCUUCAGUUAUCCUGGUAGCCUUAAAAAUCAUGAGAAAACUCACAUGGUUGAGAAACCAUAUGUUUGCCAUUUUUGUGGUAAAUUCUUCACUAGUAAGUUUAACUUCACAGAACAUGUGAGAACACACACUGGGGAGAAACCAUAUGUCUGCCAUCUAUGUGGGAAAUGCUUCAGUCAUUGUGGUAGCCUUAGGGAACAUAAGAGAACUCACACUGGGGAGAAACCAUAUGUAUGCCAUCUAUGUGGGAAAUCCUUCAGUCAUUGUUGUAGCCUUAGGAAACAUGAGAGAACUCACAGUAAGGAGAAACCUCACAUUUGUCAUCUUUGUGGGAAAGACUUCACUAAUAAGUUUACCCUCAAACAACACAUGAGAACACACACAGGGGAGAAACCAUACAUCUGCCAUCUAUGUGGGAAAUCCUUCAGUUGUUGGAGUACCCUUGGGAAACAUGAGAGAACUCACACUGGGUAGAAACUGCCCAUCUGCCAUCUAUGUGGGAAAUCCUUCAGUCAUCAUGAUGGCCUUAGGCAACAUGAGAAAACUCACACUGGUGAGAAACCAUGUUUGCUAUCUUUGUGGUAAAUACUUCAUUUAUAGUUCUAUCUUCAGACAACAUAUGUGAAUGCACAAUGGGGAGAAACCAUAUGUCUGCCAUCUAUGUGGGAAAUCCUUCAGUGAAAGUGGUAGCCUUAGGCUACAUGAGAGAACGCACACUGGGGAGAAACCAUAUGUAUUCCAUCUAUGUGGGAAAGACUUCAGUUAUAGUUUUACUCUCAUCCAACAGGUGAGAAAUCACACGGGAGAAACCACAGGUCUGCCAUUUAUGAGGGAAUCAUCAGUGUGGUACUCUUAGAGAACUUGGAAGAAUUCACACUGGGAAGAAACCAUUUGUCAGCUUUUUUCAUGGGGAAGCCUUCACUGAUAGACUGAUCCUCAGACAACAUGAGAUAUUAACACUGGGGAGAAAACAUGUCUGCCAUCUAUGUGUGAAAGCCUUUAGACAUAAAUCUGCCAUUAGGAACAUCAGAGAACUUAUUAAAUAUGUUGUGCAUAUUGUAGUUUUCAGACACAGCUACCACAUUUAAAAAGUUAAAAAAAUAAAACACAACACAGUAGUGUAAAUCUCUGUCAAUGUAAUCAAUGCCUAAAUGCCUUUAUUUACAAUCUAUCCUUAAUAAUGUGAUUGCUCUAUCCUGAGAGGAACACUAUGUAAUUACUUAUAAUAGAUUUCAGCUCAUCAACUCUAGGAGAUAAUUAUGAUGUCAUUAUUACUCAAUGAAGAAAUGUGUGAAAUCCUUAAAUUACAGUGUGCAAUAUACAUGAAGUUUCACAUUUUAUACAUUAUUCUCUGUAUAUAUAUGGAAUGAAGAAAAGUCUUUGGUAGUUUUGAAUUUAUCCAUCAAUGCUUAAUUUCCCAUACUAAGGAAAUGUCUACCGUGAACUCAAAUCAGAAUGUGUUCAGCUGGAGUUCACCUCAGGAAUAUGAAACUGAGGAAAACAUCUAACAAGAAUGCUUCACAGAACAAUUCAACCAUGAUUUCAGAGUUUUGCCAACUAACCUAUAAAUGAAAACUAAAUUAAAAUACAGGAUUGUGAAGUGAUCUUGGAGUGCUGAAUGCAGAAUUUUGUAAUGAGUUGUAGGCAAUGAAAUCAAAGUUCUUCUCGACGUACUUGCAAAUAUUUAUGAGGUAAAAGCUGUACCUCAAAAUUCUAUGAUGUUCAGCUUCUAUUUUUUCACACAAUUCUAAACAUAAAUAUAAUGACUCUGUGAAACCAGGGAUCUUUGAACAUUAACUGAAAAAUAUACAGGCCAAGAUUAUGUGUCAUAAGCCUUAUAUACUCUGAACAGGUAUAAAAACAGCAGUA
Molecule: messenger RNA, 2794 nt
Organism: Choloepus didactylus (southern two-toed sloth)
Lineage: Eukaryota; Metazoa; Chordata; Mammalia; Pilosa; Megalonychidae
Product: zinc finger protein 596-like
Exons: 6
Coding region: 77-1399 (440 amino acids)
Biological process (GO): negative regulation of transcription by RNA polymerase II
Molecular function (GO): DNA-binding transcription repressor activity, RNA polymerase II-specific
Source: RefSeq, a predicted model, not a curated record